GCCGCCGCUUCCCUCCGAGGGCUCGGGAGAGCGAAGGAACAACAGCCGCCAUUUUGUUUGUGUGUGAGCGACGGAGGGAGGAGGAGGGAGCGAGAGGCCGAGCCGGACGGGGCGAGCCAGGGGGAGGGCAGCGCACAGAGACCCAGGGGCUCGGAUAGGGGACGGGGAGAGAAGCGAGGAGUCCAGACGCCCCCCACCCCCCACCCCAGCCUGCCCGUCCCCUCGCUAUUCCCCUCUCUCUCUGUUUCCUUUUCUCUCUUCUCCUUUUCCCGGAAUUCUCUCUCGCCGCGCUGCCCCGCGCCCCCGCUUUGCCCGCUCCGCACACACGCCCCCAGAGCGCCAGGCAGGGGCAGUAGGGAGCCUGCGCUCGGCCCCCGCGCUGCCGCCGUCCCGCCCCGGCGCCCCCCCCGCCGGGCAGCGCUGGGACCCCCUCCCCUGCCUGGCCAUUCCGGGGCGAGUCCCCCGGCCUUCCCUGACGUGCUUUUUUUCCUGUUUUAUUAUUUUAAUUUUACCCCCCGCUCCUCUUCUCGGAGGGGUCGCUGAUCGGCCUCCCCUCCCACCCCGACUACCAACCUCUUCGCUCCUUUCCCCACCCUCGCAGAGGCGAAGGGGGAGUCCCCGCCGCGCCCGAGCAGCGGCCGAGGGUUUCCUCCCUCGCUCAUCGCGCCCCGCAUCGCCCGUGGGUCUGCGGGAGCAGAGACGGGCAGCCCCCUCCCUGCCACCAUCCUCGGCCGCCCGAGAGGGGGGAAGGUAGGCAGAGAGGGCGGGAGGGGCCGGCUUCCUCCUCCUCCUCCUCCUGCCGCUGCUGUGGGAUCGGCCUCUCUGCCUGCGCCGGAGGGGGGGGCAACCUGCUACUGCGAGCGAGAGAAAGAGGAAGGGGAAAGAAGAGAAGAAGAGGGGGGGCAGAGAGGGUGUUGAAACCCGCCCCCCACCUUCCCAUCCCGCGAUCGGUGCUGCCUCCAUAGCACAACAACCCCUCCUCCUUCCCUGCACAACAAGAUGUGAAGCGGAGACUCCUGGGACUUAUCCUCACCCUCCUCAUCCUUACAGCUCCCCUUUCUGCAGCCAUUAGCGACGGGCAAGGAAGAAGCGAGUGGAACUGGGGACCCCGAGCACGCCGUGCCACUUCCCCCGCCGCCUCCCCCCCAGCCCUGUCGCUGGCGGUGGGUAUUUUUUCGCAGGGUGGUGUUGGAGGGGGAAGGAGCCGCUGCUAGAGGACGGUGAUCUUUUUUUCUUUUUUCCUCCUCCUCUCCCCUCCUUCGCUCGCCUCCUUGUGGCGAUGAGGAGGAGGAGGACGGCUCCGAGGAGGAAGAGGCUGAUGGCGGCGGUGAGGAGGCAGCAGGAGGAGGAGACCCCCCGAAGGAUGAAGAUGAUGAUGGUGGCGGCGGCGAGGAAGCACCAGCAGCACAACAGCCGGGAUUAAUUUUACUAAAAAAAAAAAAAACAAAAAAAAAACAACCAUCAGCCGUCUUUUUUUUUUCUUCUUUUUUAAUUUUUUUUUUUUUUGCGGGGGCUUUACCUGCUCUUCCCAUCUUCGCUCAGCCCUUUCGCCUGGGGGAAGAGGCCUCAACCCCCGCCCCGGCUCCCACCUCUCCCUGCUUCUCCGCUGCCGCCCUCCCAGAGCCCGAGGAGCAGAAAAAAGGGGAACUUGGCCCCCCUCCUCCGCCAGAUCCUCCUUGAUCGCUCUCGGCGUUAUUGUUGUUCUUCAGCUGACUCGGGGCCCCAGAAGAACGUGAAGGUUUCGGGGUUCACCCCCCACAGUCUCUCUGCUCUGGGUGAUUGUCUAAAAAAUUAAAAAUGGCCGAGAAUGUGGUGGAGCCGGGCCCGCCUUCAGCCAAGCGGCCUAAACUCUCCUCACCGGCGCUCUCCGUGUCCGCCAGCGACGGCACAGAUUUUGGAUCGCUCUUUGAUCUGGAACAUGACUUGCCAGAUGAACUGAUCAGCUCCACAGAACUGGGACUCACCAAUGGUGGUGACAUUAAUCAGCUGCAGACCAGCCUUGGCUUGGCACAAGAUGCUGCCUCUAAACACAAGCAGCUGUCUGAACUUCUACGGGCUGGUGGCUCCCCAAAUCUGAACAUGGGGGUUGGUGGCCCUGGCCAGGGCAUGGCCAGUCAAACCCAACAAAAUAGUCCUGGAAUGGGAAUGUUAAACAGCAUGGUGAAAAGCCCCAUGGCACAGGCUGGGUUGACUUCUCCCAAUAUGGCGAUGAGUGCAAGUGGACCAAACCAGGGUCCUUCUGCCCAAUCCACAGCAGGAAUGAUGCCAACAGUAAACAGUCCAGUUAACCAGCCUGGCAUGGGAAUGAACACAGGGAUGAAUGCUGGCAUGAAUCCUGGGAUGUUGGCAGCAGGCAACGGACAGGGGAUGAUGCAGGGGCAAGUCAUGAACGGUUCAAUUGGAGCAGGCAGAGGGCGGCCCAAUAUGCCGUACCCAAACCCAGGAAUGGGUACUGCCGGUAACUUGCUGGCUGAGACACUGCAACAAGGCUCUCCACAGAUGGGAGGGCAGGCUGGACUGAGAGGGCCACAGCCUGGGGCCAUGAACAAGAUGGGAAUGAUGAGCAAUCCCAGUCCAUAUGGCCAGCCAUAUAGUCAAAAUACUGGGCAGCAGAUUGGAGCCAGUGGACUUGGGCCUCAGAUGCAGAAUAAAGCUGGACUGCAGAAUAGCUUACCACAGUUUCCAAUGGACAAGAAGCAAGUUCCUGGGGCAGGAAUGCCUAACAUGGGCCAGCAGCAGGCUCCCCAGGUUCAGCAAGCUGGGAUGGGACCAGCAGCUUCUCAAGGAAUGGGGUCUGGAGCGCCAACAGCAGAUCCAGAAAAACGCAAACUCAUUCAGCAGCAACUGGUUCUCCUCUUACACGCUCACAAGUGCCAGCGUCGAGAACAGGCCAACGGGGAGGUGCGACAGUGCAACCUCCCUCAUUGCCGAACCAUGAAGAAUGUCUUGAACCACAUGACACACUGUCAGGCUGGCAAAUCUUGCCAGGUGGCACAUUGCGCGUCUUCCCGACAAAUCAUCUCGCACUGGAAGAAUUGUACAAGACAUGACUGUCCUGUAUGUUUGCCUCUCAAAAAUGCUGGGGACAAAAGAAAUCAGCAAUCGCUGCUGGGCGGAGCUGCGGUUGGACUUGCAAAUACGGGCUCUGUGGGCGUGGGGCAGCAGACAACACCCAGCAUAAACACUACCAGUCAGAUAGACCCCAGCUCCAUCGAGAGAGCCUACGCAGCCCUCGGACUGACCUAUCAAGGGAACCAGAUGCAGACACAGCCCCAGGCUCAAGUGAAGAAUCAGCAACAGGGACAGUCACCUCAGGGUCUGCGCCCUAUGAAUCCUAUGAGUGCUAAUCCAAUGGGAGUGAAUGGAGGAGUAGGGGUUCAACCCCCUAAUUUGCUGCCUGACUCAAUGUUGCAUUCAACCAUGAAUUCUCAAAACCCCAUGAUGACUGAAAGCGCCAAUGUUGCCAGUUUGGGAGCUAUGCCAACAGCUCAACCAUCCAAUACUGGAAUUCGAAAGCAGUGGCAUGAAGACAUUACUCAGGAUCUCCGAAACCACCUUGUUCAUAAAUUAGUCCAAGCCAUAUUUCCUACUCCUGACCCUGCAGCACUGAAGGAUCGGCGCAUGGAGAAUCUGGUGGCAUAUGCACGGAAAGUGGAAGGAGAUAUGUAUGAAUCAGCGAACAGCAGGGCGGAGUACUAUCAUUUGCUAGCAGAGAAGAUCUAUAAGAUUCAGAAGGAAUUGGAGGAGAAACGAAGAACCAGGUUGCAGAAGCAAAACAUGAUCCCAAAUGCUCCAGGCAUGCCACAGGCUCCCAUGAAUCAAGGGCCCAAUAUGGGACAGCCACAGCCAGGAAUGUCUGCAAAUGGUCCUCUUCCUGACCCAACUCUGAUACGUACCAAUGUGCCAAACCAAAUGAUGAAUCGCAUGCAGGCACAGCCAGGAAUGAAUCAGUUUGGCCAGAUGAACAUGCAGCUGUCACCGAUGGGACCCCGGCAAACCCCUCCUCUUCAGCACCCUGGACAGCUAAGUCAGGCUGGGGCCAUGAACCAGAUGGGAUUUUCUUCACGUAUGCAGCAACCAGGAGUUGGCCAACCUUCUGGUCAGAAUCAGUUUCUACAACAGACCCAGUUCCCUUCUUCUUCCCCGGGAAUGAACACAGCAAGCAUGCCUAUGACUCAGCCUGGCAAUCAGACACCAGUCUCUCAAGCACAAAUGACCAGCGCUUCCUGUCCUGUGAAUUCUCCUGCAAUGGCUCCAGGUUCUCAAGGGAGCCAUAUUCACUGCCCACCUCUUCCACAGCCUCCCAUGCACCGAAAUUCUCCUUCUCCAGUACCUAGCCGAACCCCAACACCUCACCACACGCCCCCAGGCUUGGGAUCACAGCAACAGCAGGCAGCAGCGGCUGCCACUACUGCCCCGACACCUGCUCCUCAGGCAAUGCCACCUGGACCACAGUCCCAAACUAUGCACCCCCCUCAAAGACAGACUCCAACUCCUCCACAGGCACAGCUGCCUCCACAAGUCCAGCCUCCGGUUCCAGUUACCCCUUCUGCAGAGCAACAGCAGCAGCCCUUGUCACAGCAGAGCACGACUGCAUCUGUUCCCACACCAACAGCACCACUGCAGCCUCAGCACCCCACAACACCUCUUUCACAGCCAGCUGUAAGCAUUGAUGGGCAAGUAUCCAACCCCCCAUCUACCAGCAGCACGGAGGUGAACUCUCAGCAGACUGUUCCAGAGCAGCAGCAGCCACCCUUGCAGGAAGUGAAAAUGGAGAUUAAAACAGAUGAAGGGGAACCAGAGCAAACAGAGCUGCAAAUGGAAGAGAAAUCUGAGGUUAAAGUAGAGCCAGUCGUGGAGGAAUGUAAACCAGACCCAAUGGAGCAAGAAGAGAAGAAACCUGAAAUGAAGACUGAAGUACCAGAGGGGGAAGAAAGACCUACUACUCCAGCUACUCAGUCUUCUCCGGCAGCUGGGCAGUCUAAGAAAAAAAUUUUCAAGCCAGAAGAGUUGCGGCAGGCGCUUAUGCCAACACUGGAGGCACUUUACCGGCAGGAUCCAGAGUCUCUCCCAUUUCGGCAACCUGUGGAUCCCCAACUACUAGGAAUUCCUGAUUAUUUUGACAUAGUGAAGAACCCCAUGGACCUUUCUACUAUCAAGAGAAAGCUGGACACAGGACAGUAUCAGGAACCAUGGCAAUAUGUAGAUGACAUUUGGCUCAUGUUCAAUAAUGCCUGGUUGUAUAACCGCAAAACAUCCCGGGUGUACAAGUACUGUUCCAAACUGGCAGAGGUGUUUGAGCAAGAAAUUGACCCAGUUAUGCAGAGCCUGGGCUAUUGCUGUGGAAGAAAGUUGGAGUUCUCGCCACAGACUUUGUGUUGCUAUGGCAAACAGCUAUGCACGAUCCCUCGAGAUGCCACUUACUACAGUUACCAGAACAGGUAUCAUUUCUGUGAGAAGUGCUUCAACGAAAUCCAAGGGGAGAGCGUUUCUCUGGGAGAUGACCCAUCACAACCUCAAACCACGAUAAACAAAGAACAGUUUUCAAAAAGGAAAAAUGAUACACUGGAUCCUGAACUAUUUGUUGAAUGUAUAGAGUGUGGAAGAAAAAUGCACCAGAUCUGUGUUCUUCAUAAUGAGAUCAUCUGGCCUUCUGGCUUCGUCUGUGAUGGAUGCCUAAAGAAAACAGGAAGAACCAGGAAAGAGAACAAAUUCUCUGCUAAAAGGUUACCAGCUACAAGACUUGGUACCUUCCUGGAGAACAGAGUCAAUGAUUUCCUAAGACGACAGAAUCACCCUGAGGCAGGAGAGGUUACAGUUAGAGUGGUACACGCAUCUGACAAAACUGUCGAAGUAAAACCAGGAAUGAAAGCAAGGUUUGUGGACAGUGGAGAGAUGGCUGAGUCUUUCCCUUACCGAACAAAAGCUCUUUUUGCCUUUGAGGAGAUUGAUGGUGUAGACUUGUGCUUCUUUGGGAUGCAUGUGCAGGAGUAUGGCUCAGACUGCCCUCCACCCAAUCAAAGGCGAGUCUAUAUAUCUUACCUUGACAGUGUUCAUUUCUUCCGCCCUAAAUGCUUGAGGACUGCUGUCUAUCAUGAAAUACUAAUUGGAUAUCUAGAAUAUGUUAAGAAACUAGGGUAUACUACUGGACACAUCUGGGCAUGCCCACCCAGCGAAGGAGAUGACUACAUCUUCCACUGCCAUCCUCCUGACCAAAAGAUACCCAAACCCAAACGACUGCAAGAGUGGUACAAAAAGAUGCUGGACAAGUCUGUGUCGGAGCGCAUUGUCCAUGAUUACAAGGAUAUAUUUAAGCAGGCAACAGAAGAUCGUCUGACAAGUGCAAAGGAGUUACCUUACUUUGAAGGGGACUUCUGGCCUAAUGUUCUAGAGGAGAGCAUUAAGGAACUAGAGCAAGAGGAAGAAGAACGGAAGAGAGAAGAAAACACUAGUAAUGAAAGCACAGAUGUGAGCAAGGGAGACAGCAAAAAUGCCAAAAAGAAGAACAAUAAGAAGACAAGUAAGAACAAGAGCAGCUUGAGUCGUGGCAAUAAGAAAAAGCCUGGCAUGCCCAAUGUGUCCAAUGACCUCUCCCAAAAGCUGUAUGCCACUAUGGAGAAGCACAAGGAGGUCUUCUUUGUCAUCCGUCUCAUUGCUGGCCCUGCAGCCAACUCCCUGCCCCCCAUCAUUGAGCCUGACCCACUCAUCCCAUGUGACCUGAUGGAUGGACGUGAUGCUUUCCUAACCCUUGCUAGAGACAAGCACCUGGAGUUCUCCUCACUACGAAGGGCCCAGUGGUCAACCAUGUGCAUGCUGGUGGAACUGCAUACACAAAGCCAAGACCGCUUUGUUUACACCUGCAAUGAGUGCAAGCAUCAUGUGGAGACCAGAUGGCACUGCACUGUCUGUGAGGAUUAUGACCUGUGCAUCACCUGCUAUAACACUAAAAACCAUGACCACAAGAUGGAGAAAUUAGGCCUUGGUCUAGAUGAUGAGAGCAACAACCAGCAGACUGCCACCACCCAGAGCCCUGGUGAUUCCCGCCGCCUGAGCAUUCAGCGCUGUAUCCAGUCUCUGGUCCAUGCCUGCCAGUGUCGGAAUGCCAACUGCUCACUGCCAUCCUGUCAGAAGAUGAAACGGGUCGUCCAACACACCAAAGGCUGCAAACGCAAGACCAAUGGAGGGUGCCCCAUCUGCAAGCAACUCAUUGCUCUCUGCUGCUACCACGCAAAGCACUGCCAGGAGAACAAGUGCCCCGUGCCCUUCUGCCUCAACAUCAAACACAAGCUCCGUCAGCAACAGCUUCAGCACCGCCUGCAACAGGCGCAGAUGCUCCGAAGGAGGAUGGCGAGUAUGCAGCGCACCGGUGUGGCAGGCCAGCAGCAGGGAUUGCCCUCGCCCACACCAGCCACCCCAACGACUCCAACGGGCCAGCAGCCCCCAACGCCACAAACCCCACAGCCCCAGCCUCCGCCUCAGCCUGUGUCGCAGCCUCAGCCUGCGCCUCCCAACAGCAUGCCACCCUACACCAUGCCAAGAACUCAGCCCCCCAGCGCUGUAUCCCAGGGCAAGGCAGGUGGCCAGGUGACGCCUCCAACUCCACCCCAGCCACCGCAACCACCAGUUCAGGGUCCUCCUCCGGCAGCAGUGGAAAUGGCCAUGCAGAUCCAGCGGGCAGCAGAGACCCAGCGCCAGAUGGCACAGGUUCAGAUCUUCCAAAGGCCAAUUCAACACCAGAUGCCCCAGAUGCCACCUAUGGGAAUGAACCCUCCACAGAUAGGCAGAGGUCCUAGUGGUCAUAUAGAUCAAGGAAUGGGGCCAGCGGGAAUUCAGCAGCAACCACCAUGGGUGCAGGGGGCCUUGCCCCAAGCUCAGCUGCAGCCAGGAAUGCAGAGGCCAUCCAUGAUGUCAGUAGCCCAGCCGGGUCAGCCAAUGAAUAUGCCCCCUCAGCCAGGGAUGGGUCAAGUACCUGGCACUGCUCAGCCCAAACAACCACCUCUGCCCCAGGCGGCCUUACAAAACCUACUGCGGACUCUCAGGUCUCCCAGUUCACCCAUGCAGCAGCAGCAGGUGCUUAACAUCCUUCACUCCAACCCUCAGCUGCUGGCUGCUUUCAUCAAGCAGCGGGCCGCCAAGUACGCGGGGUCCCAGAACCCGCAGGGCAUGGCAGGUCAGCCUGGCAUCCCGCAGGGGCAGCCAGGCCUGCAGCCACAGCAGGCCAUGCAAGGGCAGCAGGGAGGGGUGCACCCCAACCCAGCCAUGCAGAACAUGAACCCCAUGCAAGCAGGAGUGCAGAGGCCCAGCAUGCCCCAGCAGCAGCCACAGCAGCAGCCGCAGCAGGCCAUGGCUGGGAUGAAUCCUCAGGCGCAGCAGAUGAAUAUGAAUCACUCGGGAAUGGCUCCCCAGUUCCGAGACCUCCUGAUGAGACGGCACCAGAUGAUGGAGCAGCAACGCCACCAGCAGCAGCAGCAGCAGCAGGGAGCAGGACCAGGGCUGGGGCCAGGGAUGGCCAACCACAGCCAGUUUCAGCAGCCCCAGGGAGUCGGGUAUCCCCAACAGCAGCAGCAGCGAAUGCAGCAUCACAUGCAGCAGAUGCAGCAAGGAAACAUGGGACAAAUAAGCCAACUUCCACAGUCCAUGAGUGCAGAGACAGGAGCCAGUUUGCAGCAGGCUUUCCAGCAGAGGCUACUUCAGCAGCAGAUGGGGUCCCCAGCUCAGCCCAAUCCUAUGAGCCCCCAACAGCACAUGCUCCCCAACCAGGCCCAGUCCCCGCACCUCCAGGGCCAGCAGCUCCCUUCAUCGCUCACCAAUCAAGUGCGUUCUCCGCAGCCUGUUCCCUCACCACGGCCCCAGUCCCAGCCCCCCCAUUCCAGUCCAUCCCCUCGGAUGCAGCCUCAGCCUUCUCCACACCACGUCUCCCCGCAGACCAGCUCCCCACAUCCAGGACUGGUAGCUGCCCAGGCUAACCCCAUGGAUCAAGGGCACUUUGCCAGCCCGGACCAGAGUGCAAUGCUUUCCCAGCUUGCUAGCAAUCCUGGCAUGGCAGGCCUCCAUGGUACAAGCGCCACGGAACUGGGGCUCAGCUCUGAGAACUCAGACUUGAAUUCAAACCUUUCACAGAGUACACUAGACAUACACUAGACACAUUGUAGCAUUUUGGGAGCAAAAAAAAAAAUUUAAAAAAAAAGAAAAUAAACUUAUUUUCUCAAGACUUUUUGUACUGAAGACAAAUUUUUUUGAAUCUUUCUUAGCUAAAACAACAUUUUUCCCUGGAAUACAUCUGAACUCUGCAGCAGUAGUUUGUGGUUUUAAAAGCAAACCUACAACGAACCUGAGGGACAGUAGAGUACAAAGAAUAUAUUUUUGUUAUGGCUGGAAUCAUAACCAGUCCUUUUUCUUGGUUUUUUUUUUUUCCUCGUGUGUGUUGGGGAGGUUGGGGGAGGAGGAUGAUCUUUUGGUUGUUCACCAAAGGAUGCCCUGCUCAUGCCUCCAAUAGGUUUUAUUUUUUUUUAAAUUAAUGAAAAUAUGUAAUAUUGAUAGUUAUUAUUUACUGAGGCAGAUGGUAAACGUUUUCCCAAUUCUGGUUUUUCUUCAUGUCACUGCAAAAAAACCACCACAAAAACAGAACAACAGAAAAAACACAGGAGAACCUUUUCCUAAAACCGGAGGACAAAAGGGGUUAAUGUUGCUUUAAAAAACAUUAUAUAUAUAAAUAUAUAUAUAUAAAAAUAAAUACCAGUCUUUUCCUCUUUGGUUGGAAAUAUGUCAAUUCUUUGAAAAAAUGUAAAAAUAUUAAAUAACUCAGUCCCCUCCUGAAGUCUACUUUUGUCCUCCAAGAAUUUUCUAUACAAGAGUCUGAGCUUAAAAAAAACUUCAAGUAUUAAAGUAAUUUGUACAUGUAGAGAGAAGACAACAUUUUUGCAAAUACACAGGGGCAGCUGCCAAAUGGAUGUAGUAUAUAUAUUGUGGUUUCUGUUUUCUUGAAAGAAUUUUUUCGUUAUUUUUACAUCUAACAAAGGAAAAAAAAAACAUAAAAAAGAGGGUAAGAAACAAUUCCAAUGGGAUUAUUUCAACCUGAGAAAAAGUCCCUGGGGUUUCUUCUUUAUGCUUGCUUUCUCUCUCCCAUGCCCCUUUCCCACCCUCUUCCACUUUCUGUAAAACUUGAAAAUAGAAAGCAAAAAAACCCUCAAAUGUUGUAAAUCAUGCAAUUAAAGUUGGUUACUUAUAAAUAAGAACUUUCGAUCACUGUAUAGACUGUUAAAAAUUGAUUUCUUAUUACCUAUUGUUAAAUAAACUGUGUGAGACAGACAGUCUGUUUUUAAUGUU
Messenger RNA from Neopelma chrysocephalum (saffron-crested tyrant-manakin), 10326 nucleotides. RefSeq names its product E1A binding protein p300 (gene EP300). Gene Ontology annotation, molecular function: histone acetyltransferase activity; protein binding; zinc ion binding. The record is from RefSeq and is a predicted model, not a curated record. Gene Ontology annotation, cellular component: nucleus; transcription regulator complex; histone acetyltransferase complex. The transcript has 31 exons. The coding region runs from base 1798 to 9141 and encodes 2447 amino acids. NCBI's taxonomy places the organism in Eukaryota, Metazoa, Chordata, Aves, Passeriformes, Pipridae. Gene Ontology annotation, biological process: positive regulation of transcription by RNA polymerase II.